Messenger RNA from Schistosoma turkestanicum, 2239 nucleotides. NCBI's taxonomy places the organism in Eukaryota, Metazoa, Platyhelminthes, Trematoda, Strigeidida, Schistosomatidae. The record is from the annotation of a GenBank genome assembly.
GAAUCCUCGAAAUAUGAAAUCAAUCAGCUGGUUCUGUGGUUCAACGUUGGUUUCGGGGUGUUGUGGUUUUGACGGUACUAUAUGAUCUUUUACUCAUCGUUCAAACUGAGCCAUCGAUGCUAGAAGUUUCUUGCGGUAGUAAUGCCCAUGCUACGAUAAGUUUUAGUAGAGAACUUGAACAUGUCAAUAACUUCAAAGUAAAUUGUGGGGGUGAAUAUUACGAAAAAAUCAAUAAUGGUGGUUUUGGUGAAUAUAAUGGAGCGUCAGGAAAUCUAAAAGCAAAAGAACGAACUUUCAACUUGAAGGUAACACCACAAUCACAAUCAACACCUGAAUGCAAAGAAAAAGAACCUAGUACCACUAAGUCAGGAAACCGGACGCGUGUGGUUCAAGUUCGUUCUUCUUACUGCAACUCUAUUUACAUUGACAAUGGAUCCGAAACAUUUUCCAGUAUGCCAUCAAGCACUACUAAAAGUUUUCCUGAUUGCUUGACGGACACAUUUGAAAGCCUAGAUGUACAGCCUCCUCUACUUGAUUAUCUUGUCCGACAUCAUGCUAUCAGUGAAGACUCAAGCCUUAAAAUUAUGCAAGCUGACAAACUGCAACGACCGUCUCUGCUACUGAGUGCUAUUGGUCUCCCUAUGCUUAACGGAAUUAUUAUUAACUCAAAAUCAAGUCUCACUUGUCCCUACCCUCCACCACCAGGAUUGGCACUCUUGCUUAAUGCAUUAAGACAUACAGGUCAUCAUGAACUUGCCAGCUACUUGGAUUGUAGUCGACGAAUCAACCCGUCAUCAAUCAACAGUGGAAUGGAUUCAAAAUGCUCCGAUCUCACUGAUAAGAGAAGACGGGGACAAAUUUCCCUAUGGAUUCAAGUAUUGGCGAUCAAAGUAUCUCCAGCUCUCUACAGUCAGCUUACGCCAAAUUCUUCUACAAAUAAAACAAAAGACAGUUUCAUUUUACCAUCACACGUUGAAAAAUUACAAGAAGCCAAUAGACUGUUUAAUGUAAAUAAUCAAGAUGAGCGCGAUCCAGAACAUUUUCAAAAGUUACCUAUAUGGAUAGAUCAUGCUAACACACCCGUACUAACUACACAUGCUAACCAGUCGAAUAUGGAUUGUACAAAGCCAGCAGAAAAUUCUUUCAAAAAGGUUCGCAAUCAGUGGAUUAAACUGCUCUUACCUUUAAUGUGCUGCUUUCAUCGACCGGAAAAGUUCAAUAAAAUGUCUUCGCAAAACCCACCUGAAAACCCUGUUGAUGGUCGUGCAAAACGUAACCUGACGAACAAUGAGAUACAUCAGGAUAUUAACUUAAAUCAUAAUUUGUCAAAGGGUGAUUCUAAUUGUUCAAUUAUUACUUCCCCAGAUGACCUCAAAACCCGAAUAGCCAGUCAAGCUAUACUGAACAGCAAGUCCCUACAGUUUUAUAAUUCAGUUCUUGAGACUGGUUCAGCACUACGUGAUGCAAUCAUUAAGUACUUGGAACAGUCAGCUGGUGUUCUUGUAUUAGACUGUAAGUUAGGUCAUUUUCCACGGACUUGCAACAAUAAUAAUACGACCCUAAAGUCAGUAUCUGCACUCUGCGUUGUACUGAUUGCUACUCAGUCGGAAAUAAUUAGACGACUAUCAGAGGACUGUAGUUUGCAUUCUUCUGAAAUCGAGUCUUCAUCAAAAGAGACCAGUAAUUAUUCGCUACUUCCUGAAACAAAAACAUUUUCGAACAAACUUCAGCUAACUUCCAAACUUGCAGAUGAUCUUGUUACUGCCCUCAUUCGCGCAGGUGCAUUGUGUCAAUUGGGGUUGCAAAACCUACGACUUUCAGUCACAUUAGAUCCAAGUGAAGUCCAACUAGCUAUUAAAGAACUUAUGGAUUUAGAAGAUUAAUCACUACUAAACUCAAAAGAUGAUACCUCUAAAAAGCCUGUUAAAUACUUUGUUAUGAUCUGUGAUAUAUUUUAUUUUACACUAAUCCCUUGUAAUUAACUAGUUCAUUACCCACAUGUUACGACAUUUUUGUCGUCUGUCUUCCAGUUAACGCAUUUCACUAAUGUAAUUAUAGUAAUGCCAGUUUACACUAACUUUUGUAACCUACCUAUCAUUACUUUUAAUUUCUUCUCUACCAUUUGUUUUUGCCACUAGUCAUUUUUGUGCUUUGAACCUUUCAAAAAAUAAUCAUGCUCUUAAAAGACUUGUGGAUUCUCAAAUUUUCUAAAACAAAUAUAUAAAUGAGUGUUUUAAAC